GCCGCGGUCGGGCCGCCGCGACGACGGGCGCCGCCGCCGCCGCCGGGGCGAUUCCGACGACGACGACCGCGACCGGCUCCGCCGCCGCCGCCGCGACCGCCGCGACGACCGGCGCUUCCGCGACGGCUUGCGCCGCCGUCGCGACGCGUCCGAGGAGUCCGAGUCAUCGCGCCUGCGCUUCUUCUUCCGGUCCGAGCCGCCGCUUCGCUUCUUCUUUUUCGAUUUGCGUUCCUUGGACGACUUGGCGGACAUUUGGGCGUCGUCGCCUUCGUCGUCCGCGUCGUCGUUUUUCGCGUCCUUCAUGUGCUUGUCGGACGACGAGCGCUCGUCAUCGCCGCCGUCGCUCUCGUCAUCGUCUUUGCGGCGUCUCGUCGCCAUGCCCACGGCGCGGGGCUGCCAAUGAUGACGCUGGCUUGAAGCCCAAGUUGAAACAGUGCAGAGAUGGUGGCUGUCAUAAAUUAUGUAUGUGAUUCCAGCUCGCCGCGUGAGACAUGCAGUGGCUGUGGCUCCUCGUCGCGGCGCGCGUCGCCGACGCCCGCUUCGCGAAUCGCACGGUCGUCGUCGACCGCGGCGCCUUUCCGCACCUCGCCAUCGUCGGCUCGGACAAGGGCGGCACGUCCGACGCCUUUGUCGCCAUCGUCAAACACGGCGACUGGGCGGCCAAGUACACCGUCGACUGCGACACCAUCCGGGUCAAGAAGUUGGGCGACCGCGCCCGCGACAAGUGCCGGCAGAAGAGCAAGGAGUUGGGAUGCUUGUACCGCGGUGGAACGCUCGAGAGCUGGAGGCGCUGCUACAGCGGCUACGUGCCCGACAACAUGAAGAAGGGCAUCACGGACAAGCUCUGGAUGGACGCGACGCCGAACUAUUUGUGGGGGUGGUGCAGGGGCACCGACGCGGCCUCGCGGCUCUUCGAGCUGUCGCCGCGGACCGUCGUCGUCGCGCUCCUCCGCGAGCCGAUGGACCGCCUGCGGAGCUUGUUUAACUACUGGAGCACGGAGCCCAUCGGCCUCGAGAUCGCGACGACGCUGGAGCCGCACGUGCUCCUCGACCUCGCGUACCUCGAGAAGCCCUGGGCGACGCCGGUGACGCGGACGACGGCGAGCGAGACGCUGAGCGCGGAGCGGCUCUUCGAAGAGGGCGGCAGGGACGUGUACGAGCUGUACCAAAAGAACUACGUGAUCUGGGCCGGCGGGCAGCCGCGGGAGGUCUGCGCGGGCGUGCUGGGACCAAAGCAGCGGCGCGGGCCCUGGGGGCGCGGUGAGAUGAGGGAGAGGUGCCCGGUGUUCACGAAUCUCAUCUUGACGGGUUUGUAUUACACGUUCCUGCGGCAUUGGAUCCGCCUUUUCCCGGAGCAGGUGAUCGUCGUCCAGUCCGAAUACUACUUUCAGGACCGACGCGUACUCUUGAGCCUGCUCGGCCGCGGCGCGCCGGCGCCGGCCAUCGACGGGCCGCCGGCGUCGUCCCACGCCAAAAAGGUCGCGAACCGGGGCCACUACGUCUACGGCAACGCGACGCUCACGAACGAGACGCACGCGCGGCUUGAGGCGUUCUACGCGCGGCCGAACGCGCUCCUGCGGACGCUCCUCGCCGACGAGGCCAGAGCCGGCCGGAUUCUCGUGUCGCCGGACCCGGCGGUGCCCGGCUCCUGGUGGACCUAA
Messenger RNA from Aureococcus anophagefferens, 1661 nucleotides. RefSeq lists its product as hypothetical. Gene Ontology annotation, molecular function: sulfotransferase activity. The record is from RefSeq and is a predicted model, not a curated record. The coding region runs from base 492 to 1661 and encodes 389 amino acids. The transcript has a single exon. NCBI's taxonomy places the organism in Eukaryota, Pelagophyceae, Pelagomonadales, Pelagomonadaceae.